Messenger RNA from Lycium ferocissimum, 4449 nucleotides. RefSeq lists its product as uncharacterized. Gene Ontology annotation, molecular function: RNA-DNA hybrid ribonuclease activity; nucleic acid binding. The record is from RefSeq and is a predicted model, not a curated record. Gene Ontology annotation, biological process: DNA integration. Lineage: Eukaryota; Viridiplantae; Streptophyta; Magnoliopsida; Solanales; Solanaceae.
AUGCCUGUGCUCUUUUGUCAUCCGCCUCUUUCUUUAAAAGCAUUGAAUGCUUCUUUAAUGAAAAUGCAUUUUUAUUUUUCUAUUAAAAUAUCAUAUCUUACUUAUACUCGCCUUUCUUUUUCAAAGACUCAAACUAGUAAAAAUAUUCGUUCUAUGAUUAUGACAUGUAACGAAACCAUUGAGCAAAGUACAAACGACGAACAAGAUUACGAGGAAUACGACGAAAGCAUGAUGCCUGAGAAUCUUCCGCAAGAGAUCGAGCAACUCGAGAAUCAAAAGAAAUCGAACUUGGAUGAAACUGAGAUAGUUAACUUGGGAGACGACGAAACAGUGAAGGAAACUCGGAUCAGCAUACACUUAGAAGCUGAACGGAAGCAGGAAUUGUUGGAAUUGCUUAAGCAGUAUGUUGACGUAUUUGCUUGGUCCUACGACGACAUGCCCGGGCUGAGCACCGACAUCGUCUCUCACAGGCUACCAACUGAUCCCACCCGCCCGCCGAUCAAGCAAAAGCCAAGAAAGUUCAAGCCCGAUUUGAGUUUGACGAUCAAAGAGGAAGUCACCAAGCAGAUUGAAGCAAAUAUUGUGAGGGUUACAAACUACCCUUCCUGGUUGGCCAACAUUGUGCCCGUUCCAAAGAAGGACGGAAAAAUCAGGAUAUGUGUGGAUUAUCGGGAUCUCAACAAAGCUAGUCCUAAGGAUGACUUCCUUCCGAACAUCCACAUACUCAUCGAUAAUUCAAAACAUGAGUUGCAAUCAUUUGUCGAUUGCUUUGCAGGAUAUCAUCAGAUUUUGAUGCAUGAGGAUGAUGCGGAAAAAACGGCGUUUACCACUCCAUGGGGAGUAUACUGCUACCGAGUAAUGCCAUUUGGCCUCAAGAAUGCUGGUGCGACCUACAUGAGGGCCAUGACUACUUUGUUCCAUGAUAUGAUUCAUAAGGAGAUCGAAGUCUACGUGGACGAUGUCAUUAUCAAAUCUCGAAGGAGUUCAGAUCAUUUUACUGACCUAAGGAAGUUCUUUGAACGAUUGCGGAGGUAUGACUUGAAGUUGAAUCCAAAGAAAAAAUGUGCGUUUGGAGUUCCCGCUGGAAAAUUAUUGGGGUUCAUUGUUAGCAGAAAAGGUAUAGAGUUGGAUCCUUCAAAAAUCAAGGCAAUCCAAGACUUGCCUCCCCCGAAGAGCAAGAAAGAUGUAAUGAGUUUCCUCGGAAGGCUCAAUUACAUUAGUCGAUUCAUCGCACAAUCAACGGUGAUUUGUGAACCUAUAUUUAAGCUGAAGAAAGAUGCUGCCACAAAAUGGACGGAAGAGUGUCAGAAGGCCUUCGACAGAAUCAAGGAGUACUUGUCCAAUCCACCCGUAUUGGUCCCGCCAGAACCAGGAAAGCCUCUAUUGCUGUACUUGUCCGUACUGGAUGGUGCAUUUGGAUGUGUGUUGGGACAACACGAUGAGACGGGGAAAAAGGAGCAAGCCAUUUACUACCUAAGCAAGAAAUUCACACCGUACGAGGCGAGGUACACUUUGUUAGAACGCACGUGCUGUGCUUUGACUUGGAUCGCACAAAAGUUGAGGCACUACCUAUCCGCGUACACCACGUACUUGAUCUCAAGGAUGGAUCCACUCAAAUACAUCUUCCAGAAGCCGAUGCCUACGGGGAAAUUAGCAAAAUGGCAGAUUUUGUUAAGUGAGUUUGAUAUCGUGUACGUAACUCAAAAGGCCGUCAAGGGACAGGCAUUGGCGGAUCACCUUGCAAAGAACCCAGUAGACAAUGAAUACAAGCCGCUUACAACCUAUUUUCCUGAUGAGGAAGUACUGUUCGCAGGAGAAGAUAUUUCAGAGCCUUACUCAGGAUGGAGGAUGUUCUUUGACGGAGCGGCAAAUUUCAAAGGAGUCGGAAUAGGAGCAGUUUUGGUUUCCGAGACAGGUCAGCACUACCCUAUCUCGGCAAAGAUCAGAUUUCCCUGCACGAACAAUAUGGCAGAAUACGAAGCUUGCAUCCUUGGGCUUAGGAUGGCAGUUGAUAUGAACAUCAAAGAACUUUUGGUAAUAGGCGAUUCCGACCUAUUAGUUCAUCAGGUACUAGGAGAAUGGACCACCAAGAAUGUCAAAAUUCUUCCAUACUUACAUUGCGUGAAGGAGUUGUGCAAGCAAUUCAGAGAGAUUGACUUCAAGCAUGUCCCUCGAAUCCAAAAUGAGUUUGCUGAUGCCCUUGCGACAUUGUCAUCAAUGAUCCAACAUCCGGACAAGAAUUACAUCGACCCUAUCAAGGUAGAAAUACACGAUCAGCAAGCAUAUUGUUUUCAUGUCGAUGAAGAAUUGGAUGGCCAGCCAUGGUACUACGACAUUAAAAAGUUGCUCGAGACGAGAGAAUAUCCGGAAAAUGCAACUAACAAACAGAAGCGGACCUUGAGGAGAAUGGCAAAUCACUUCUUCCUUAACGGAGAAAUCCUAUAUAGGAGGACUUCAGAUCUGGGAUUGCUAAGAUGUGUGGAUGCCACAGAGGCGACGAGGUUGUUAGAAGAAGUACACGCAGGGACAUGUGGACCUCACAUGAACGGAUUCACUUUGGCAAAGAAGAUUCUGAGAGCGGGAUACUUUUGGAUGACUAUGGAAAGAGACAGCAUUCGCUAUGUACAAAAGUGUCAUCAAUGUCAAGUUCACGGAGAUUUCAUUCGAGUUCCCCCAAAUGAGCUCAAUGUAAUGGGUUCCCCUUGGCCGUUCGCCGCUUGGGGCAUGGAUGUGAUUGGACCUAUCGAACCCCCUGCAUCAAAUGGGCAUCGCUUCAUCUUGGUGGCCAUCGAUUAUUUCACUAAAUGGGUCGAAGCUUCAACGUACAAGGCAGUAACAAAGAAGGUGGUAGCAGAUUUUGUUCGCAACAAUAUAGUUUGCCGAUUUGGGAUUCCAGAGUCAAUUAUCACAGAUAAUGCAGCCAAUCUCAACAGCGAUCUUAUGAGAGAGACUUGUGAAAAGUUCAAGAUUGCCCACCGAAAUUCCACAGCUUAUCGACCACAGAUGAAUGGAGCGAAUGAGGCAACAAAUAAGAACAUCAAGAAGAUCUUGAGGAAGAUAACAGACAGUCACAGGCAGUGGCAUGAAAAGUUGCCAUAUGCUUUGCUUGGUUACCGUACCACUGCUAGAACAUCCACAGGAGCAACUCCCUAUAUGCUGGUCUAUGGCUCCGAAGCUGUGAUACCCGCAGAAGUAGAGAUACCUUCUCUAAGGAUUAUCCAAGAUGUUGGUUUGGACGAUGCAGAAUGGAUACGUAGUAGACACGAACAGUUGAUGCUCAUUGAUGAGAAAAGGAUGGACGCUGUCUGUCACGGGCAGCUUUAUCAGAAUAGGAUGUCCAAGGCAUUUAACAAGAAAGUAAGGCCUAGGAAAUUCGAACCAGGGCAGUUGGUUUUAAAGCGAAUAUUUCCUCAUCAGGAUGAAGCUAAAGGGAAAUUCGCACCAAAUUGGCAAGGUCCAUACGUGGUUCAUCGAGUGCUUUCAGGAGGAGCAUUGAUUUUGGCAGAAAUGGAUGGUAAAGUGAGCACGAAGCCCAUCAACUCAGACUCGAUCAAGAAGUACUACAUCUGAAGACAUCCAAGCUAGCUUUUUCUUUUCCGUUGUAAUUUGCAUUUCUAUUGUAACAAAACUACGCUGACCUGACUUCCCACGGUGGGAUACGUAGGCAACCCACAUCGGGUCCGGUCUCUUGUAAUAGAAAAUCCCAAAAACAUUAUCUUCAUGUAACUGGAACUACGAUUCGACCUGAUUUCCCUAGGUGGGAUACGUAGGCAAUCCCUACCGGAUUCGGUCCCUUUAUUAAUCUUCUUUUCUAUUGUAAUUGAACUACGUUAUGACCUGAUUCCGUUUGGAUACGUAGGCAGCCUGAGUCAGGCUCGGUCAUUGCAUUAUUUUACCUUUUUAUUGUAAUUGAACUACGCUACGACCUGAUUCCAUUUGGAUACGUAGGCAGCCUGAGUCAGGCUCGGUCACAUUACAUUACAUAUCAUUUUCUUUUCAUUUGUACCCUCGAACUACGUACAGACCUGAUUCCUAUUUGGGAUACGUAGGCAACCUAAAAGGUUCGGUCAUACCCUUAGGAAACCUUUUAUUUGUAAUGUAACUAUAGAUUAGGAUCGGUCUCAUCGUCAAAGACAUCGCGACACUUGGCUUGAAUACGAAGAAGCGUCAUCAGAGGAACAGACUAUGCAAAGACACCGUUUGGAUGCAGGCAUCAGAAUGGAGAAGCUCAAUGCGUUUCGGAAUAUGUCAUAAUCUAAAAAAUGAUAGAGUUUUAUUGCAUUUAUACGUAGUAUAUAUACAUGCAUAUCCGAUUUCUAAAAUACCAUAUUUUUUCUUUCUUUCAAAGUGCAUUUAUGUAUUUUUCCACCUACCAAGUCUCCGGACAGAGAUCUCCGCAACCAAAGAAGCUCAAAGCAUUCAAGUGACAAAGCUAGGGCCACGAUCGAC